GCAAGCUUUCGACCGGCUGUGUCAUUGCCAACUCAAAGUCCAGCCUCGCAAAGUGGGCGUUUCUGCCAGAAUUCAUAACACAUGCGCGCGUUUAUGCUUUCUUUGUACAUGUCGGCAUUGUGCAGAAGCGCAAACGUAAUUGAUUUGCGAGCGCCGGAAGAUUCCGACCCGAUCGUCAGUGUUGGUUUGUUCAAUCAUUGCUAAAUCCGCGUGAUAAACGAUUGAGGGUAAGCACCCGAACAUUAUAAGUAGAGCCCAGUCGGGCGCAUGUUGUCUAGCUGAUGAGGUAGAGAAUACGCGCUUCGAAAUUUACCACGAGCGUAUGCAAAGUGUGUGCAGUAUAGUGCAGAGGUGCAGAGUUAUUAGAAUUUAUUUUAUAGUGUUUUAAAGCAAAUAAGUAAAACAUGCAGUUAAAGAUUUCACCUUGUGAAACGAUUGCCAAGUUUUCCUUUGAGUUACCAAAGUGUGUCGAACUCAACGAAUAUUAGUGGUGAAAAUAACAGUGAUUUAUGUGUUCCAUUUGAUGAUAUUUUCCAAAUCCUCAUUGUUGUUGGUUUGAUGAGUAAGUGAGCGUGACGGAAAUCUAUUGAUUGACCCACAAUUUUGGCAGUCCAAGAAAAAAAAACAAAGUGGAAAAUGUACUCGUCGGUUGGUGCUUUUGGAAUAUCGCUAAUAGCAAUAUUACACAUCCUAUUAAUCAUCGAUCUAUCCUUAGCGUGCUUACCCUACAUUCCGAGAGAAGCAUGGGAUGCAAAACCACCGAAGAGUGUGGAAAAAUUUGCUGGUCGGAUACCGUACGUAAUUAUCCACCAUUCAUACCAACCGGCAGCUUGCCUCACUGGACCCGAAUGCUGUGAAGCCAUGCUUUCCAUGCAAAAGUUUCACCAACAGGAUCGCGGCUGGAAUGACAUUGGCUACAGUUUUGCCAUUGGUGGCGAUGGACGCGUAUACGAAGGGCGAGGAUUCAACGUAGUCGGAGCACAUGCCCCUCGGUACAAUGAUAAAAGUGUUGGGAUUUGCAUGAUAGGAGACUGGACGGUUGAUAUGCCACCGGAAAAUAUGAUCUCCGCUGCCCAGAGUUUAAUCGAGUACGGUGUACGUAGGAGCAUUAUAGCAUCUAACUACACACUUAUUGGUCACCGCCAGGUGAGACCUACGGAAUGUCCAGGAGAAAAGCUGUUCAAGGAGAUACAGAAUUGGCCCCACUAUUCACCAAUGCUGGACGUUGUAGAUCCCAACGGUAUUAGAACGUAGUAUGUAUAUAUAUAUAUUACAGCCCAUUACUACUACUAGCAAGCAUCGUUAUAAGACAAGACAAUCCUUUUUUGUUUCGUGGCUGUCAUGAAAAAAAUAAAGUUUGUUAAAUUGUUGAUGCAAUCAAAUGUCUUACUAUGUACUAAAAUUAAUUGUAAUUUUUCGAUAAAUCAAAUUAAUCGGACCUAGUGGUGAUGAUGCCUUUCUUGUUCGUUCAAAAGGGGGUUGAGAAGCAUAUAAUAAAAGUCUAAAAUAA
Molecule: messenger RNA, 1510 nt
Organism: Armigeres subalbatus
Lineage: Eukaryota; Metazoa; Arthropoda; Insecta; Diptera; Culicidae
Gene: PGRP-LB
Product: peptidoglycan-recognition protein LB
Exons: 3
Coding region: 637-1254 (205 amino acids)
Biological process (GO): peptidoglycan catabolic process; innate immune response
Molecular function (GO): peptidoglycan binding; zinc ion binding; N-acetylmuramoyl-L-alanine amidase activity
Source: RefSeq, a predicted model, not a curated record